CGGCGGGAGGUGGCGCUAUGCGGUCGAGCCGGCUGGGCGCUGCCGGGCGUAGCGGGGCGCGCAGCGUGCGGCGGGACACGAGCGGGCCGGCCGCCCGCCGAUAGCCGCCCAGCGCCAAGAUGGCGUCCAUGCUGCUACAGAGCUGCGGCCGGCGGGCCUGCCGCCUGCCCCGCGCGCUGCGCCGCCAGGCCCCGCUGGGUAACUUGGGAGAUCGCGCUUGUCUUAGUUGUUCAUCCCUGAGGUUGGCAAACAAAAUGACUGUACAUUUCAAAUAUUGCACUGGUGUCGCUCCUGUUUACACAUACUCCAAAAAAGAUCACUACUGCUGUUGGACUAAAGCGUCGGAACGAACGUACUUUACUCUUAUGAGCUCUUCUGGCUCAUGGAUGCCCCUGGCAGCCAUGGGUGUUUUAGGACCCAAGUAUCUUCCAGUUAGGUGGUGGCAUUCUUCACGUUCUCUUCAAGAUGACUCCAUAGUUGAAAAGUCCCUGAAGUCCUUAAAGGACAAAAACAAGAAGUUGGAAGAAGGAGGUCCUGUAUAUAGUCCGACAGAAGUGGAAGUUGUGAAAAAAUCUAUUGGACAGAGGAUUGUGGAUGAGCUAAAGCACUAUUACCAUGGUUUUCGAUUACUCUGGAUUGACACAAAAAUAGCUGCAAGGAUGCUCUGGCGAAUAUUGCAUGGAAAUACUCUGUCACGUCGAGAACGGAGACAGUUUCUUCGGAUAUGUGCUGAUCUCUUCCGCUUGGUUCCUUUCCUCGUUUUUCUCGUUGUCCCAUUUAUGGAGUUUCUGCUUCCAGUAGCUCUAAAGUUGUUCCCUAAUAUGCUUCCCUCUACAUUUGAGACGAAGUCUAAAAAGGAGGAAAGAUUAAAGAAACAACUGAGAGUAAAGCUUGAAUUAGCUAAAUUCCUUCAAGAUACAAUUGAGGAGAUGGCCUUAAAAAAUAAGGCAGCUAAAGGAAAUGUUACAAAAGAUUUUUCAACAUUCUUUCAAAAGAUCAGGGAGACUGGUGAAAGGCCCAGUAAUGAGGAGAUCCUGAGGUUCUCAAAACUAUUUGAAGAUGAGUUGACUCUGGACAAUCUAACCAGGCCUCAGUUGGUGGCACUUUGUAAAUUGCUGGAACUUCAGUCAAUUGGGACAAAUAACUUUCUCCGCUUCCAGCUGACAAUGAGGUUAAGAAGUAUAAAAGCAGAUGACAAAAUGAUUGCUGAAGAAGGAGUUGACAGCCUGACUGUUAAAGAACUGCAGGCAGCGUGUCGUGCACGAGGAAUGAGAGCCCUUGGUGUGACAGAAGAGCGUCUCAAAGAACAGCUUAAACAGUGGCUAGAUCUGCACUUGAACCAGGAAAUCCCUACUUCAUUGCUCAUUUUAUCCAGGGCCAUGUAUCUUCCAGACACACUUUCUCCAGCUGAUCAGCUCAAAACAACACUUCAGACACUACCAGAGAGUGUUGCCAAAGAAGCUCAAGUCAAAGUGGCAGAAGUUGAAGGUGAAAAAGUAGAUAACAAAGCACGACUGGAGGCAACGCUUCAGGAAGAAGAAGCCAUCAGAAAAGAAAAUGAAGAAAAAGAGAUGGAAAGAAUAUCUGAAGCUGCAGAGAAAGCCAAAGAAACUCUUCAGGUUGCAGCUGUGAAAGAAGUGGAAUCAGCAGUAGAUCUUGAACCAGCUGUUCUGCAAGUUAAAGAAAGUCAGGUGGCUAUGGACAGCAAACAAGAGCUGGCAAAAGCAGAUAUGGAAACGUUGAAAGAUACAGCACCCAUACUAGAAGGCAUUAAGGGUGAGGAAAUAACUAAGGAGGAGAUUGACAUGCUGAGUGAUGCUUGUAACAAGCUGCAGGAACAGAAAAAAUCGCUAACAAAGGAAAAGGAGGAGCUUGAGGAAUUGAAGGGUGAUAUCCAGGAAUAUAAUGAGGAUUUGCAAGAAAUAAAGGAGCUUUCUAAAGCUGGCCAGGAAGAAGUAGUGGAAGAAUCAAAGGCGAGCAAGCGACUGACCAAAAGAGUGAACCGGAUGAUUGGUCAGAUAGACAAAAUUAUUAAUGAGUUAGAGACCAAUCAAAAGACGGUGGAUGUAAAACUUGAUAGAGGUGAUAGUCCUCCUGCUGCUGGAUUGUGCUUCCUCUUUAGGGAGAAUCUCAUCAGUAUUGCUGAGCUAAUUAAUGCAAUGAAACAAAUCCAGAAGAUUCCAGAGGAGAAACUAACAAGGAUUGCAGAGGCAUUAGAUGAAAACAAAGAUGGCAAAAUUGAUAUAGAUAAUGUUGUUAAGGUAGUAGAAUUGAUAGACAAAGAAGAUGUUGAUAUUGGCACCAGCCAGGUCGCUGAGAUUAUGGCACUGCUUCAAAAAGAAGAAAAACUGGAAGAAAAGGAGAAGGCAAAGGAAAAGCAUGAUAAAGAAGCUGCAGAAGUAAAGAAUUAAGCUUCAGAAUCUGAAGCAAAGCCCAACUGUAACCAAAACUGUAUAUCUUUGUGUCUAAUGGCUACAUAUUACUGGAGCUUUUGUGAUUAUGGAAGGUGUUUUGAGCUGAUACUAGUAAUAAAUUAUAGAUAUGUUUUCUGACGUAUGGAAUGAAAUUUCUGUUCAUCAAAGAAGCGAUUUAUUGUCAUUCCAUACAGAUGAAAACAAAAUAUGCUGCUUCAGCAGUGUUCCUGCCCAUAAAAUCAUGUUGUAUUUGCACUCGUUGUUGUGGUACAGUGAUCCAAAAAUGUUUCUAAUUUAUUUACUUCCAUCAUUACAUGGGGCCCAGCCUUGCUCUGCUUCUACCUUCUAGCUUUUGCAGAAUUUAAUACAAAUUUUCCCUUCUGUCACAAUAUCACUUUUUUUUUUUUGUACCCUGUUAGUGAAGAUUCUGUGGCUUCAGUAGUAGCUCUUCAGGUUGAGCUUUAUUUAAGCUGAAUAUCACCAAGCUGUUGCCUCACUGACAGAGAAUGUGACAUUCUAAUUGCUUACAAAUUUGUUUUCUUUUCUUUUGAAGGGAAAAUAGGAUUAAUUUUUCCCUAGAACUGAAACUUCCCAUGAAGUUUGCUUCUUACGGGUGCCUUAAAUUAAGACCAGGGUGUAGAACAUCUCACUUCUACUCAGAGUUCCAUGAAUUACUAAAGCAUUGGAAUCACAGGAGCCUUUCAAAUAGUUUCAGAACAGAUAAUGUGUUUGUCUAAAUAGCAAAAUGAAAUUAACUGUAAGGGGAAAAUGUCAGUUGUGAUCUCGUCACGUAUAUUUUUAAAAAAAAAUGCAGUUAUGGAGACAUGUUUGUUGUUGUUCAUAUGACAAUUACUUACACCAUAACUAGUUCUUACCUCUCAUUUGUCAUCUCAGGUGUAACAUCUCUAACCAAGUACAUUCAGAGUACCUAAAUACUUUCAUCUGACCGUGCAGUCAGCAAGUGAUGUCUGAAAUUGGCAGUGUUUUGAUUAUAAUUUUGGCUUUCUGAUUAAUUGAUUGAGUCUUUUGACUUGGAUCAAAGUUUACUCAAAGUCUGUCCUUAGUAGUAAUUUUUUAAGUUUUAAAACUAAUAUGCCACCUGUAGGGUGUUCAUAAUUCCUGAUAGCCUGAAUUUCCCUGAUUCUUACAGUUUGUGAUAAAAUACAAGAGGUAUGACUUGA
Messenger RNA from Phasianus colchicus (ring-necked pheasant), 3595 nucleotides. It is a transcript of the gene LETM1, whose product is annotated as leucine zipper and EF-hand containing transmembrane protein 1. Gene Ontology annotation, molecular function: ribosome binding; calcium ion binding. Gene Ontology annotation, cellular component: mitochondrial inner membrane. Gene Ontology annotation, biological process: intracellular monoatomic cation homeostasis. The record is from RefSeq and is a predicted model, not a curated record. NCBI's taxonomy places the organism in Eukaryota, Metazoa, Chordata, Aves, Galliformes, Phasianidae.